This is a messenger RNA of Coregonus sp. 'balchen', 20028 nucleotides long. The record is from the annotation of a GenBank genome assembly. NCBI's taxonomy places the organism in Eukaryota, Metazoa, Chordata, Actinopteri, Salmoniformes, Salmonidae.
GUUUUCCUGAGCACCCUCCUUCUGCGUGAGUGUGUUAUGGCCUCUGUGAUGGACGAUUCCUACCGUAAGGUGCUGUUGCUAGGGGCCAUCGCCGCGGCGUCAGCCUUCGUGGUCACCAUCGUCAUCGUGGUGGUUUGUGUGGGCUGCCAGAGGUGAGAGGUCACAGCCCACACCUCUCUCUCUCUCUCUCUCUCUCUCUCUCUCUCUCUCUCUCUCUCUCUCUCUCUCUCUCUCUCUCUCUCUCUCUCUGUAAAUGUAACCAAUAAAGAACAAAUACAUUGAUGUUGCCCCAAACUGUAUGAAAAAAAGGCUACUCAUUACUCUUCAGUUUUGUAAACCAUUCAUUUUUCUGGUGCCGAAUUCCUGCCUCCAGUGUGUUGUUAUGGUGUGACAGUCCUGUGGGAUGUGGAUGCUUAGACACCUGCUCAUGGCUCCCCGGGGGCAGGCAGAGCUGAGAGGUGCCUAGAGAGAUGUGUCCUGGGCUGGAGAGAGAGACAGAGUCCCUGGGGCAUCUCAAUGGUACUAAGUGGCCUCUGUGCGUGUGUAGGUGCACAUGUGCAUCUCCUCUCCUUUAUCUUCACUGAACUGAAAAACACAGGCUAGGUGAAAGCAAUGUAUGGAUGGCCUCCGGGAAUCUACUUUCACAUGUCCAUUUAGAUCCGAUCGGUACAGGUGAAGAGCAGUAGAUGAGGAGAGGAAGCCACAUAUGAGAAUUGAGAUCAGUUGCACGUAUAGUCAGAUAUACCUUCACACCUCCUCUCCCACCUCUCUCUCUACUGCUGUCUUCAGCACACCUGCAUCACAUGGCUCGCCCUAUCAACAGUCCCCCAUGGAUACACCGUUCCCAAGGCGCCCGUAGUGACGUGUUAGCAACCAUGGAGGAAUAUUUACUUCUCUCUGAGUGAAACUCAGCAGCGACAUGGUUAAUAAUAGCACAAUAAUAAUAAUUGUUCCUUCAUGUGUCCUCAGGAAAAACAAGACCAAGCAUCCUCCGGCCAAUGGAGAGAAGGGCACCUCAGGAGACAUGGUGAGUUAUUUUAAUUGCCCACGCUGGCCCUUUCACUUUUCCCUUACCCCAUAUUAACCCCUUCUUUAACCUCAUACAUUUUUUAUUCUUUAUGUUGUAUAUUUCAGACCUACCAUCCAUUGCACCCCAUCCACGAUCCCUUUACCGUCGUUUGUUAUCGGCCCACCCAAUAAAUUGCAUUCCUAGUACUACCUUACACAUGACUUUGAGAGCUCACUCUACCACCCAGCAUAAAAUCUACUAAAUUAUCACCCUCAUUUAUAGCAGCAGAAAUAUCAAACACAUCUACACUCUUAGAAAAAAAGGAGCUGUCUAGACCCUUAAAGGGUUCUUCGGCUAUUCCCAUUGAAGAACCCUUUUUGGUGCAAGUAGAACCCUUUUGGUUCCAAGUAGAACCCAUUUGGGUUCCAUGUAGAACCCUUUCUAUAGAGGGUUGUACAUCGAACGCAAAAGGGUUCUACCUGGAACCAAAAAGGGUUCUACUGGGAAUCAAAAAGGGUUCUCCUAUGGGAAUAGCCGAAGAACCCUUUUGGAACCCUUUUUUCUAAGAGUUUAGCACCACCCAGUUAUUGUACAUCAGACUGAGCAGUGUCUAUGCUCUCUGUAUAGGGUGCUCUCCGUCAGCCCAAGAACAGCUCCAUGAGUAAAUCUGACACUAGGCUGCAUGAGAUCAACCGCCUGCCCCGCAACGGCAACAGUGAGUAACAAUACCAACAACCAAUAGACUGCCAACAACUAGAAAACUACCGGUACAUUGGUGAAAUGGAAACUAUGUAACAAUGACCUGGUAAUACAAGUCCCCCUCCUUCUCGCUCUCUCUAGGUGGGUGUAAGAACCGUCCAGCCAGUAUGGACCUUCUCCUCCUCCACAGCCGUCGCUCCACCUCUGACCUCCGCCCCCCACUUGUCCGCCAGCUCCCCCUGAUCCCCACCAGCCCCGAGGGGGAGGGAGACCCAGUGGGGGGAGACAUCCAGGGGGAAGGAGGAGAGGGGGUCAGAGACCACACCUACACUGAGGUGGGGAUCCGGAACUCACCCGUCCGUUGCUUGGACGACGGGCUGUACGAGAGUGUAGGGGUCAGAGAGGUGGACACGGUGCCACCCGUUCCCCCGUCCACAUCAGCCAACGGGACCUGCACCGAUGGUGUCCGCAAUGGGAACGGAAACAGGAAUGGGAAUGUGCGUAUUUAUGCUAUGAAAGCAACGCAAUAGAAGUGUUGACAUCGCGUCAUCAUUGGAGACACUUUAUAUUGUGACCGCCUACCUGUAAAAAUGUUAGUUGUUAAUUUUGUUAUUUUGCUUUUCAUUGGUUGGCCCAAUGGAAGGACCAGUACCUUCCAACUCUGUGUGUUUGUGUGCGUAUACCUCAGGGGAAUGGCAGAGGAGCUGUUAAUGGGAGUAGCAGAGGAGGAGGGAAUGGGCCCAGCAGUGCUAACGGAUCGGCCCUGCCCUCCUUCCCCUCCAUGGCCCCCCAGGUCCCCGUAACGGCAGAGUACGCCUCCAUACGGAAGGUCAAGAAGGUAAACUGUGUUUUCCAAUGGAGUGAUGGAACAGCAUUAUACUGUAUGAAUUCGUACUCUAAUUAAUUAAAAUUGAUUAAGGUGGACAAGGCAACCAAGAAGGAGAACGGGAACGCAGAGUCAGAUGACCAAUCAAGUCUCCAAUCAAGUGUGGGAGAGUCAUCCUCUGCCCCGCCCCCUCCACUGCCCCGCAGCCAGGAGUUUCCACGGAAACAGCUGGAUCCAUUCCACCUGCACGUCUUCCCUAAGGUACGCCCCCUGUACGACAUUCAUGGACAGAGACUCAGUAUAUUUGUUGUAAUUCUUCAUCAGCAUGUGUACACUGUUAACCCCACAAGGCAUUUUUUACUCAAAUACUUCUAGUAAAUUGAACUCAAAGUCAAUGAAAAGUAAUUAUUACUUAAAAGGUUUAUGUGGUAUUGACUCAAAACUAAACAAGGCAACAGUCAACAUGUCGCCCCCCUCGAAUGAUGCAGUUAAUUACUAUAAGCUACCACCUUGGACCAAUCACUGUAAUUUUGUAAACGCCGGAUCUCUAUGGCAAGACACAUAAUUCACCCAAGUUUCAUCAAAAUCGGGCCAGUGCUGUCUGAGAUAUUGCAUGUGACGAACAUACGAACGAAGACAGAUCCACAGUCCCCUCCCCGAUUUCAUUGUGGGGGACAAUAAAAUACACAAGGGACCUAUAUACAGGGAGUACCAGUACCAGAUCAAUGUGAAGGAGUAUGAGGUAUUUGAAGUAGAUAUGUACAUGAAGGUAGGGUAAAUUGGCUAGGCAUCAGGAUAGAUAAUAAUAAGAGUUUUAAAAAAGGCAACAGUAAACAUGUAGUCCCCCACGAAUGAUGCAGCGCCCCCCUUGGGCCAAUCAAUGUAAUUGUGUAAAUGACGGAUCUCUAUGGCAAGACACAUCAUUCACCCAAGUUUCGUCAAAAUCGGGCCAGUGGUGUCUGAGAUAUCACGUGGGUUAGCUAGACUCAUAUACCUGAGCAUGUGUGCCAAAUUUCAGCACUCUGAGUCAAACAGAUAAAGAGAUAUAAACAUGUGCUCAUUAUAGCACCACCGUGGGGCCGAUAUGAAUUUUCUUGCAUAUGUUGAGUCUUGACAGUGUCUGCAACAUGUGUACCAAAUUGUGUUACAAUACGAAUAUCCUUGACUGAUUUAUAUGCAUUUAUAUGCCAGACCAAGCCCACGUGAAUGUUUAUUGGUCAAUAGCGGCCAUGUUGUUUUAGGUACUAGUCUGGACUGUAUUUGUUAGUGACAGAGACAUGGUUGUUGAAUUUGUUCAUUUUCAGUCCUGUGGCCUUCAACAAGUGAGUUCCUAGGCAAAUGUUAUCAUUAUUAAACUCUUUAUGACAGUACAUUACCUAUCUCAUAAGUUCUUAUUUUGAGGCCUAGCUUUAUCCCAACACAGUGGCCUGAAACUCAUGCUUUACAGGCCACAUUAGGCCUGCAAGUAGGCAUAUAUGUUAUUUAUCUUUGUGUAGCAUAACAUUUAUAAAUCAGUCACUCAAUGUACAUGCAGAAAUACUAUAUUAUUAUUAUUAAAAACAAUUCCAAAGAAUUAACCUGCAGUGGCACAUACUGGGGAAAUAGUUAGUUUGUUGUCAUAACUUAAAGAAUAGAGUUGAUUUGACUUCUCAUUUAGUUCUGAGUCAGUACCACAUACACAUUUUAUUGACUUUGAGUUUAAUUUACUAGAAGUAUUUGAGUUAGAAAUGCCUUGGGGUUUUGAGUGUAGAUGCUAUAUGGCAGCAAUAUUAACCUGUCAGUUCCACCAUUUACCCACCAGAGGGAACUAUGUCCUCCACUUUGUUAUUCCUUCUGCUCAGUGCUCAUUGUUUGAGCUCAGAGGAAGAUUAGAUCUCUAACGCUCCGGGUUGAAGUCCCCCCUUAACCACAGGUCUACGUACAGAUCACCCUAACCUCAAUUCCUAAUCUUAGCCAUUGAAACUGAGCUUAGAUCAGUGUGUAGGGAGCAAUUUCAGCCUGAUCUUUAUCACUAUUUCCAGCCCCAUGGGCUCUACUGACCUUAUCUGUCCACAUUAAUAGAACGUCAGAUCUUCACAGAUUGUGUCUAGGAGAGAAGCAGAAUUGAUCAAAGUAUGCCAAAAUCAUCCUUUAGUUGUUAGAAUAUGUCCCACAGACAUGAUUAAAUCUCAUUGUUAAAAGUAUGCCAUAACUCAUGAUAUCAUUUUGUAACCAGAUAAGCCUGAUGGAAAUACUGUGUAUAAACAGUCAAGGCCAGUUUGUGGGCUGCACUGAAAGAGGGAAAUGGAGGGACAAUGAUUGGAUAAAGAUCAAACUUUCCUGUGUGUUUGGCAGUCCUACCUGUUUUGUCUUACUGUGUGUGUUUUGUGUGCCUGUUUGUGUGUAUGUGUGUGUGUCUGUGUGUGUGUGUGUGCGUGCUCACCUGCAUUUGCACAGCACAAACAGGGUGAUUGUAAUCUGCUCGGUCACAGGUUUGGUAGAUUGGCAGAGCUAUGUAAAGUAAACAAUGUUAUGUUAACAGUGGGUGUGUGUCUGUGUUGUUGCUCUACUUAUUUUCUACUGUAUGUAUGCGUUUGUUUACACUGUAUAUUAACGGAAUGUGUAUAAUAGUGAGUAUGUGUGUAUGUAUGUGAAUGUGAGCAUAUGCAGUAUUUGUGUGAAUUAAAUACAACUGUGUGUGCGUAUGUGUCAUGUCAUCCUGAGGGGUAUACUACGAAGCAGGUUUGAGGAGUUGGCGAGGUAACUUUGGUCAACUCUGAUUUCGCCUCGGGAUAACCGAUCAUACAAAAGUGGCUCACCUUUUAGCCAGGUAAAUUUGAGUUAGCCUGCUUAACUCACAGCUAACAUUGAAUGAAAUGUCUGAGCCACAAGUUGAGGAUCAAUGAAAUCAGAUUUGCUCCCUCUUGCAAAGAUUGCGUUAUCAUCCCCUUAAUUUGAGGAAGACGAAUAAUUAGGAAAACGUUUUUUUGUGUUAAAAAAUGUUUAAUGUUAAAAUACUGUAUAUCACAUUACACAUUUAGUAAUGACAGAAUGCAUUUUAAACUUCACACAAUGUGACACUUUUGUAUGACUUAAUAAAAAAAAUAUAUAGAUAGGAGUGGGGAAAAAGGUGUUUAUGCAUUGAUAAGUGUAACCGGUGUGAAAUGGAUAGAUAGUUAGCGGUGCGUGCUAGUAGUGUUUCAAUCUGUGACGUCACUCGCUCUGAGACCUUGAAGUAGUUGUUUCCCUUGCUUUGCAAGGGCUGCGGCUUCUGUGGAGCGAAGAGUAACAGUGCUUUGAGGGUGACUGUUGUCAAUGUGUGCAGAGGGUCCCUGGUUCAAGUCCAGGUAGGGGUGAGGAGAGGGACGGAAGUAACACUGUUACAUAAGCACGCCAAGACUGCAUUAACGAUAAGUAAUGAAAUAAAGACGGCACUUCUAAAAUACUAUUUCACACCAUAGCCUGCUGAAUUUGCAAGAUAACUUUGAUUUCGGCUGUAGCCUGAGCUGGAUUGUGACGCUAACUGAAUCUGGUUAGCUUUAGAAAACCCUGAGUAGAUCUAGCUUGCUUUGUAGGAUACCCCUCAGGGCUACAGGCCCCCAACCCAAUUUUUGUUUAUUUUAAUAAUUUUUUUAGGAACUCAGUCGGGGUCUCAACUUACUGUUGAGAGUUAAAAUAGUAGAAUCAUCAAGGUGCAAUUUCGAAAUUUGGUAGUGCAUCAGCAGUUUUACUCUUGUAAUGUCAGUCAUUGACAGUCAAUUAUCACAUGUGAGCUAAAAAUGUUUUAAUUGGUAUCUACACCUUGUAGUAAUCAUGGCUGAAUUACUGAGCAGGCACGCAGGGCAUGUGCCCAGGCGCCGUUUCCUCAAGGGGGCCCCCAUUGAUUUUGUUAGUCACUCUCACUCAGAUAUCAUAUGAGCAUGGCAUAAGUCAUGGAACAUUUUAGAAUACCUUUCAAAUUGCAAAAUGUUCUCUCGGCCCCAUGGGAAAAUGAAUAGAAUUACAUGAAAUUGGUUUUAAAAACUGCAAAAAGGUUCUCUCCACCUCAUGGCAAAAUGUGUAGAAUUGCAGGAAAUUUGCUUUAAAACGGCAAAAUGUUCUGUCCGCCCCAUGGCCAGAUUUUUUAAAUUUCAGAAAAAUUGCUUUAAAACCACAACAUUUUCUCUACGCCCCAUGGCAAAAUGCGUAGAAUUGCAUGAAAUUAACCUUAAAAAAAAAAAUUUCUCUCCGCUGUCAAGAGGGGCACCACUAAAAAAAUGACCCAAAAGGUGCGGGCCCCCAAACUAGGGAUGGGCAUUUGAAAUUAUUUCACUAUUCGAAUAAUAUCAAUAACAAAAAAUUGGAAAAUGUCAAUGGACACUUGCUCGUGUAACGUGGUUCGUUCUGCGUUGUUUACUUUUAAUUAGGACACUGCCACAACUGGAGGUCUGCUGGUUGGAUUCUUUUUAUUUGCCCUGCACACGAAGAGACAACACACAAUAUGUUAGCCCUUGGCGCAGUCACAGCUCUCGGGCACCUGCGUGAGCACAUGAAAACUCACUCAAACACCGUCCCAAGUACUCACAAAUUACAAUAGGUACCCUAAUUAGCGAGCUCGGUGAAACUUUUUAUAUUGUCCACAUUGUCACAAAACAUAUAGUUGCGUAACAGCACUUUGUGUAACAUUACAUUUACAUUUACAUUUAUGUUAUUUAGCAGACGCUCUUAUCCAGAGCGACUUACAAAUUGGUGCAUUCACCUUAUAUCCAGUGGGAUAACCACUUUACAAUUAAUUUAUUUUAUUAAUUUAUUUCUUUAUUAUUAUUAUUAUUAUUAUUUAUUUUUUUGGGGGGGGGGGGGGGGUAGAAGGAUUACUUUAUCCUUUCCCAGGUAUUCCUUAAAGAGGUGGGGUUUCAAAUGUCUCCGGAAGGUGGUGAGUAACUCCGCUGUCCUGGCGUCGUGAGGGAGCUUGUUCCACCAUUGGGGUGCCAGAGCAGCGAACAGUUUUGACUGGGCUGAGCGGGAACUAUGCUUCCGCAGAGGAAGGGGAGCCAGCAGGCCAGAGGUGGAUGAACGCAAUGCCCUUAUCACAAUGCCAUUACCACAGUUUUAUAUUGACAAAUUACAGAGCCAAGGACAACAUACCUUGCUAGUUGAAGGUCAGGCAAAAGAGAACAAUAAGAGGGUACGUAAGUACAGAUAACCCUCGAUGGACCAAACCAAAAUAUACAACACUUUUACAACCAGGUGUAUUUAAUAUAGAUAUAUAAAAAUGUUUGUACACCAAAAAAUAACAUUAGCUAUGCAGCUGUAAUUAAAUAAAGAAAACACAUUGAAUUAUUAUUAUUAUUAUUAUUAUUAUUAUUAACAUCCCCUCUUGACCUGGCCUACUUGAACUGGUCCUUGUGUGCAACUUGGUGCAUUAUCUAGGGGAACAACAUCACACUACUACAUUCACCCCCACUGUUUUACACUAGAUUAUAAGAACAAAACAAAACACAUUACCUCGAAGGUAACAAAGCAAAGAAAGAAAAAAAACAUUUCACACCCACAGGGCGACAGAGUAACCCAGUGUAGUCCCUUAAUUCUAGACCCACAAAUGGUCGAUCAGCUGGAAAGCUAUCCCGUGAAGGAUUAGGAAAAAUAAGAGGUAGCUAAUCCCUUAUUCAACUGUAUACAAAAAAUGCCAAAUACAUUUUAUGCUGAUGAACUACACAGAAAUCACCCUAAGACCCACUUAGAUUACCACAUACACAAAGAAAGAAAAAAAAGAUAGGCAAUAUCCUACCGUCACUGAGAAACCAAGAACUGUUUCAUUUCCUGUGUAGACAUAGUUUGGAUUAGCCUAUUCACUGGCUUAAUAAGUCUACCUAGUCUAAACCGAACACCCUCCCCAAAAACCUAGCAGGAAUGUCACGGACAGCACUAACCGUGCUCAGAGGUCUAACCUCAGGUUGGGGAAUACUACAAAUCGGCAUAUCCAGAGCGAGCACACUUUCAGUUAGUAGUGUCAGACGACUGAUCAGAAUCCUGGUAGAUUGUCACAGACCACACUGACGAAGCAUCUUCAACCAAGUUAACAACAUCUGUCACAGCACCAUCCCCACUGAAUGGAGUUUCGCUAUCAGAACUCUUGUAGGCUUUGGGGAUCUCUCUCUGGUCCACUUCUGCUGAGCACACCUCACUCAAGGGGACUUCAUAUGGUUGUUCCACUUCACUUCCAUCAGCUGGGACUCCACCAUCCUCUUGGAGUAUCCUCCCAGAAAACUCAGGAAUGCUUGCUACCCAGUGGACAGUCCUUGCGUCACUCCCAUCCACUUUGCUGGACGCUGCAGACAUCUCAGAGAUCACGUCACCACUCGAUAGAGAUCCGUGACCCUCAGGUUCCCCCCAAGAAGGCAAAGGCAGAAAGUUGACUGGCAUAAUCAGGUUCCUAUGCACAGUUUUGAUGCGUCCAGUGGUAGGGUGUUGUAUACGAUAUGUGUUCAGUGAGCUGUUCUUCGCAACCACUAUGUACACUGCACUGUCCCAGCGAUCAGCCAGUUUCUUCUUGCCCCUCUCUCCCUUGUUAGCAAGUAGAACUCUGUCUCACUUCUCUACCGAAUGACCCUUCGACCGUCUGUUGUAGACCUCGGCUUGUCUCUUUUGUUGCUUACUGGCAUGCUGCUGGGCCAAUGUCAUGGCCUUUCUCAGAUCCUCACCCAGAGACUGGACAUACUUAUCCACAUCUACUGUGCCCCAUCCAACAGCACACUUUCAAACAUAACAUCUACCGGCAACCUAGGGGUGCGUCCAAACAUCAAGAAGAAGGGUGGAAACCCAGUAGUCUCGUGAACAGUGCAGUUAUAGGAGAAUGACAAUGUGUUCAACAUCUGAGGCCAUUUAGCCUUAGACCUAGCUGGCAGAGCUCUAAUCAUGCCACCCAGUGUGCGAUUCAGACGUUCUGCUUGACCGUUACCCAUGGGAUGAUAAGGUGUGGUGUGGGACUUUCCAACACCAGAUAACUGAAGUAAUUCUGCAAUAAGUGAACUCUCAAAGUUAGCACCCCUGUCAGAAUGGAUACAAUCAGCGAACCCAUAAAUGCAGAAUAAAUUAUUCCAGAGAACACGAGCAACAGUCUUAGCAGACUGGUUUGGACAUGGAUACGCACAGGCCAGCUUAGUAAAGUGAUCAGUCACUACUAACACAUCAAUAGACUUGUUGUUUGAAUCCUCUGCAGUCCAGAAAUCAAUACACACGAGUUCCAAAGGUGCUGUGGAGCUCUUGCUUCAGGCUCAGGUGCUUUACUCAACACGCAUCUCUUACAGUGGGCCACGUAUUCCUUGACAUCCUUUUCCAUAGAGUCCCAGUAAAACCGCUGUCUCGUAAGCCACAAUGUGCGCUGCUGACCCUGAUGACCAGCAUCAUCAUGAACUCCCUUCAACACAAGGCCUCUCAAAGACACAGGUACGACAUACUGGAAUAUUUUCGUCUUAAUCACUGGGUGUUUUGAGACACAAUACAGAAUCCCUACUGUCUUUAGAGUAUAAAUUGUUUCAUUAGCUUCAAGGACUUGCUCUCUCCUAGAUGGGCGCCGGCCUCUAUCUACAAAGAACAUGACUCUGCUGAUGACAGGAUCCAGUGACUGGUUAUCAUACAGUUCCUUGUGUGCAAAGACAGGUAAAGGGCUCUGACCCAUGGACAUCAACUUCUCAAGGUGCUGCACAUGUGAAACGGCCCUCACCAUCAUCCCAUCGGUGGUGAGCAUGGAGGACAGCAGACACCUCUUCACAGGAAACCAACCCACUGACGUCGUCUCCAGCUCUACUCAACUCACUCCCAGGAGCCAUAGACGUUCCACAGCCAGCCUCGGGCUGUUCACAGGAGAGGCGGAACAUGUCUUGAACAUCAUCCACUCGAAGGCCUCUGGCUUCCUCCAGCAGGACAUCAUAUGGAAUUCUUGUCAGUCGGUGCAGAACUGUGGAGCGGGCAAAUGGCUCUCUGCUCAAAGCAUCGGCAACGACAUUCUUGGGACCUGGUAUGUACUGGAUAUCAAAAUUAAAGGGUGCCAGCUUUGCAACCCAUCUCUGCUCACAUGCAUCAAGUCUCGGCUUUGUAAGAAUAUAUUUGAGUGUUAUUGUUGUCGGUCCACACAGUAAACUUAUGCCCUCGCAGCCAAUGGCUGAAUUGAUCAUGAAUGGCCCAUUUCAUGGCUAGAAAUUCCAGCCGGUUAGCAGGAUACUUGGAUUGUGCAUGAUUAAGAGAUUUACUAGCAAAAGCUAUUGGCCUGGCUAUUGCCUUCCCAUCUUGCACUUGGGAUAGUACAGCUCCCAAACCACUAGUAGAUGCAUCCACAGAAAGUAAAAAUGGCAGAGAAAAAUCUGGAUGAGCCAGCAGUGCCUGGUCAACUAGUGCUGAUUUCAAAGCUUCAAAAGCGAGUUGACAUUUGGCUGUCCAGUCUGCAGCAGUGAGCCUGCGAGAGGGACCAGGCCUCCUCCUACCCUUGCCUCUCCUAGGCUUCUUCUGACCUGUAGUUAGCUGAAACAAUGGCCUAGCAACCAUGGAACAAUUCUCAAUGUAGUGCUGAUAGUAUACUACCAUACCAAGGAAAGAACGGAUUUUGCUAGGAGACGGAGUGACACCAUCAGCUUCCAUCAUCUCACUCUCAGUCACAUUCAAAAUAGUUUGAACUUUAGCAGGGUCAGUGGCUACACCCUCCUGAGAAAUGAUGUGGCCCAAAAACUUAACAGACCUCAAAAACUUGCACUUAAAUGGAGACCGUUUAAGAUUGUGCUCCUGCAACCGCUGAAAAACUAUCUCAAGUCUCUGCAGACUCUCUUCCUCCGUCUUAGCAAAAACCAUCAGAUCAUCCAAAUAACAAAGGAGACUUAGAAAGUUUUGGUCACCAAAGAUGGUCAGCAUCAUUCUCAUAAAAGUAGCCGGGCUGUUGCAGAGGCCCUGAGGUAACCGAUUGUACUCGUGCAGGCCUAAAGUAGAGGAAAAGACAGCUUAUUUCUUAUCCUCUUCAUGCAGUGGCACGUUAUAAUACCCUGACGUCAAGUCCAUUGUGCUGAAGAAGGCAUUACCUCCCAGUGCGGCCAGUACAUCAGCCUGAUGAGGCAGGGGAUGGGCAUCCUUUACUGUGCGGGCAUUUAACCACCUAAAGUCAGGACACAGGCGCAAGUCCCCAUUCUUUUUCCAUACCAGCACCAAUGGUGAGGCAUACUCGCUGCUGGAUAUUCUGACGAUUUCCUUUUCCUCCAUAUCAUCCAGUGUUUCCCUGAGUUUUUGGUAAUGAGCUGGAGAAAGCCUAAGAUAAGGUAAUCGAAAUGGGCGGUCAUCAGUCAGCCGUAUGCGAUGGCAGAACUCCUUUGCCUCACCACAAUCUAGGCUAUGUCUAGAGAACACUGUGUCAUACUUCCCAAUUAAAUUGACAAGUUUAUCUUUCCAGAACUGUGAAACUGGACACUCCUCAACAGACAGGCCUUGAAGUCCAAGAUUGCUCAGUGUACUGUUGCCAUUAACUACACUGCCACCAACUGAACUCUUAGCUGUCAGACUGCCAUGUGAGCUGUCACAUUUAACUUUUGCCAUGUUCUGGUAAGCUGCUUGCUGCUUGACAUCAUCAAAAUCCUCCAAUGCAAUGCAAGGGUACACAUCCGCCACUUUAGCAUUUCGUCUCAGGGUAACUGGCGAUGUUGUUGGAUUCACAAUCUUCACAGGGAGCCAUCCAUCCCCCCACAGAGGCGUAACUACUCUCCCCACUAAUAUGUGUCGAUUCACACAACGAGACGUGCUGGGCUCGACAACAACAGUACUGCCCACAGAGAGUUUUGUCUUUGGGGGUUGGAGCGUUACUGCUCUCUUCAACUUAAUGGUGCCCACUUUAUCUGGGAUGGAGUCUCCUCUCCUUCUCUCCAGAUUUGACAGGAGACGCAAGAAGUGGCUGUCUUCACACUGGCUAGAGGACCCUGGUGUACCCACCACCCGCCAGUAGCUGUCAUUUGAUUUGAACUGUCUAAUCAGAGACUUCAACACAUUAGUGCCCACAAUGAGUUCAUCAACCUGCCCAUCUACAAUAAGUACUGGGACUACAUAGCUGAAGCCAUAAAGCUGAAUUUUUAAGUCACACAUGCCCACUUGGCUAGUUUGCGUCCCACCACAACCCACCAGGAUGAUGUCUGAAGGAGCUAGAAAGUUCCCCUCUACCACUCCUGCCUCCCUCAACCGAGGUACAAUAUCUGCUCACAGAGUAGUAGCCAUGGACCCACUAUCUAACAUCCCCUUCAGCUCAACUUUAUCCUGUACUAGCACAGUGGUGUAAAACAAACUGUCAUUCUGAGUAAUUCUCAUUGUGUUCUGAAAAAUUACUGUGUUGUUUUUGGGUACUGAUUCACAAAAAUAAGAAUAAACAGAUCAUCAGUGGAGGAAAAAUAAGACUGCCCCACAUUGCCCUCCUCAGAAUGGAGGCUUUCUAGUUUUCCUGAGACCUGCCAGUCUGUCCACAUCCAGGGCUCUGUCGCUGCCCAGUCUCACUACAGUCAAAACUCAUGUGGCCCGGAGAGAAGCACUUGAAGCACAGCUGGUGCAUCUGACAGUGAGCUUUGGUCCAGUGAUUAGUGCUUCCACAGACAGCGCACUCACGCUGACGUUUGUGGAACUGUUUACGGGGCCCUCUGUUCACAGACUGAGUAUUGCUGACCAGAGCCUUCUCUAACAAAGUCAAAACUUUCUCUAAUGUCCCACCCUCAGAUACAGAUGGUGCCUGGUCUGGUUCACUUUGAGAAAAAGAUGACACAUUAGGUCUGUUCACAGGACCCACUCCCUCCUGGGGGGAGUCAAAGACGGCAGCCACCUGCUGUGAAAGUUGUGUUCUACAUGCUUUACGUUCCCUUAACAGUUCAUCCAACCGAUCCUGUACCUCACUGGCUGUCCAGUCACGAAGGGAUUUGCUCUUGAAUACUUGGGCCAACUCUUUAUCAGGACAGUUGCGUACAAACAUGACUGCCAACUCUGAGCACUGAUUGGUUAAGGUCCUGCCCUCACUUACAAGGUACUGUUCAGCUGCCUCUGCAGCUUUGUUAAACCUAAUCCAGAAAUCUAGUAGACCCUCAUUAGCAUAUGGUUUGAUUGAAUAGAAAUCAGCUAAUGGCAUACCCGAGCAGACAGUAUCCCCAAAGUGUUGCUUGAGAACACUGAACACCACCUUAACAUCUGUGACAACAGGGUUGUUACGCAUCCAGACUUUGGUCACAUCCCGUGCCCUCCCCAUGAGCCUAUACAUCCCCUCCCCAACAUUCUCAGACCCAGUGUAACCCCUCUUCUCUAGGUAGACUCCCAUUAGCUCCUCCCACUCCAGGACAGAGUACUUAUCUGAGCCUUCGCCCCUAAAGAAAGGUGGAGCACUAACAUCUGACUUCACAACCAGAUUCAGCUUGGACGCAUCAAUAAAGGUUGACCCACACUGCUCAGCUGGGGUUGGUGAGGGGGACGGGCAGGAGAAAGACUUGAAACCCCAGGCUGCAGUAAACUCGCUCUGAUAGAUUAUCCUAUCUCUGAACCAACAGCUUAAUAAGGUCACUAAGCUGACUUGGAUGCGUCCCAUUAUUACUGAGGACUGUGGGUGAUGGUACAAAGACAGAGGUGGGAUACCCUGGUCAGGUGGAAUAAACAGCCUACCCCUCCCAGUGCUUGCAAACUCAGGACUAGCAAAUGCUCUACUCCCAGGAGCUGACUGUACAAUUGGUGUAAAUGGAAGGACACCCCUACCUCUACCCACACUAAAAUCCCCAGCAUAACUCAUCUUAAGGACUUGAGAGUCUUCCAUGGCUCAACAAAGCACUAAAAUACAAUGUAAUUUACUGCAGUCAAAUACAAAAGAAAUUGCAAUAAACAAAUUCAUCCAAAACAUACAGUCAACACGUGCAUUUAAUUUAUUUUUUACCUUUUUUAACUCGGCAAGUCAGUUAAGAACAAAUUCUUAUUUACAAUGACGGCCUACACCAGCCAAACCCGGACGAUGCUGGGCCAAUUGUGCACCGCCCUAUGGGAGUCCCAAUCACAGCCGGUUGUGAUACAGCCUGGAAUCGAACCAGGUGGUCUGUAGUGACGCCUCAAGCACUGAGAUGCAGUGCGUUACACCACUGCGCCACUCGGGAGCCCUAAUGAAUAUGCUACAUUCACCUUCACUAUUUACAGUAUAUAUUCGCUUACAGCAAACCAGCAGCAAAUGCACAUGCACAGAUCGCGUACCUCAUCCACAUGCACAGCUCCGUUGGUCGGCUUGACCUGACCAGUCGGCAGGUCACGGCAUCCGUUUGUAGCGUGGUUCGUUCUGCGUUGUGUACUUUUAAUUAGGACACUGCCACAACUGGAGGUCUGCUGGUUGGAUUAUUUUUUAUUUGCCCUGCACACGAAGAGACAACACACAAUAUGUUAGCCCUUGGUGCAGUCACAGCUCUCGGGCACCUUGCUAGUUGAAGGUCAGGCAAAAGAGAACCCAGGUGCUGCGUGCACACAUUCAGUGCCUAACAACACACUAUACAAUACAAGUAAAAUGAUAUACAACAUAAUUCUGACAAAAUAAAAGACAUACCUGCACACGAAGAGACAACACACAAUAUGUUAGCCCUUGGUGCAGUCACAGCUCUCAGGCACCCGCGUGAGCACAUGAAAACUCACUCAAACACCGUCCCAAGUACUCACAAAUUACAAUAGGUACCCUAAUUAGCGAGCUCGGUGAAACUUCUUAACAUAAAUCUUUAUAUUGUCCAAAUUGUAACAAAACCUAUAGUUGCGUAACAGCACUUUGUGUAACAUUACCACAGUUUUAUAUUGACAAAUUACAGAGCCAAGGACAACAUACCUUGCUAGUUGAAGGUCAGGCAAAAGAGAACAAUAAGAGGGUACGUAAGUACAGAUAACCCGCGAUGGACCAAACCAAAAUAUACACAACUUUUACAAUCAGGUGUAUUUACAAUAUAGAUAUAUAAAAAUGUUUGUACACCAAAAAAUAACAUUAGCUAUGCAGCUGUAAUUAAAUAAAGAAAACACAUUGAAUUAUUAUUAUUAUUAACUUAUUAACAUCCCCUCUUGACCUGGCCUACUUGAACUGGUCCUUGUGUGCAACUUGGUGCAUUAUCUAGGGGAACAACAUCACACUACUACACUCGCACGAAAGAGAGAGCCGGUGCGCUGCGCUCUGCUUGUUUCAGCAGAAGGGUGGGGGAGUGUUCCGAGAGAGGAGCAAUGGCCGGUGUGUGUGACAGUCUAUGUGUGUGGCACGGAGGGAGAGAGAGAGAGGGAAAAUAGCCAUACCGACUCACGCUAGUUAGACAAACUUCAGUUGCUACACAUGGAGCCUCUGACUGUAGCGCUGCUUUAAUUGACUGACAAUAACAACAAGCUACACGUGUCAAACGUGUAUAGGCUACCAGUGCGUCUUUUUUAUGGGGUGCACUGAACUGUUGAAUGUAAUGGUCUAUCCAUGUAGGCUUUGUAGCAAUGUCACAUAGAUCAUUUUAUUACAUUUUUUUUAUUCUCAAUAAUGAAUGCUCUCCCAAGUAAUCUAAUACUAACGUCAAUUUUGAUAUUUGAAUAUUCGAAUAACCGUGCCCAUACCCCAAACCAAAUCUCUCUUAGGGUCCCCAAAAAACUAGGGCCGGCCCUGGUGUCAUGAUCUCAGGCUCUCUAGUGUGUCCUUGAGAGAGAUCUUGUUUUUGUCUAUUUAGUGUGAGUGUUUUGGAGAAAGCAAGUGAUCGUUGUCUCUUGUUUAUAGUUGAAUGACAUGGCAAAAUUUAGUUUUCCGCCUAAAUAGACAUACCCAAACGUAAUUAUUUUUCAUGAGAUGGCCAUAAACAAUAACUGGUAAUGUUGCAUGGUUUUAGAAAGAUUUGGAACUCACCUUUCUUGUAAAAAAUAAAUAAAAAAUUGCUGAGGUGUACUCAUUUUGAGGACACAAGCUCAAGUACAUAGUACAAAUAUUAUGAAAAUAUUAAAGAUCAUAUAUUACUUUUUUCCUAUUCAACAAAGGUGGGCUAUUAGGGCUUGAAAUAAUGGAAAUGCUUUCUAAAUAUAGUAAUAAUCAAAGUAUAAAUGACUUACAGUAAGAUUGCACAUUUCUUAUAACUGUAAAAGUAAAUAUGAUGAUACUUAGCGACAGUACAAUAUUUGCACUAUAACGCUGACAGAUAAUUUUCUCCUUAACGUCCACUGAGCGGUGCAGAGACACCAUUCAAAUGUGUGCAGAUUAGUUACAACUUCAGCUUUAAGCACAACGUGAUUUUGUCCAUCUGUGACCAAGAGAAAGUGGUCUUGGUUCAAUUCUAUGAAAUUAUUCUGUCGUUUCUCAUUUUGAGAGCUCUAAAUCCGGCGGAGAAUAUCACAGCGAGAUGAAACUAGUAUGAAACCGCUCAAAGUCCCCCAAAUAGGGGGCUUACCAUCUACAAGGAUAUUAUGGUCAUGUUUAUGCGUGUGUACUGUAGCCUAUAUGUGUGUAUGUGCUUCAUAGCUCGUGUGUGUGUGUGUUUGUGAGCCUGCGGCCCCGCCCUUCUCCUGCUCUGUGGAGCACAUGAUGUGUGAGUGGCUAGCGGAGCAGAGGAGACAUUUAUGCAAGAGCCUGGCUGACUACCAAGCCAUGUGUGAGUGAGUGUGUGUGUGUGCACGUGCGCAUGUGCGCGUGUGUGUGCUUGCAUGUGUGUUUUGUUAAAUGGCAUCGAGGGAAGAAGAAACAGCAAACAGGUAGCCGUCCAGCCAGAGGAAUAAAUAGUACACACACUGAUUUCAUCACUGGCUCUGGAGAGGGCAGCUGUCACGCCCUGACAUAGAGAUCUCUAGUUGGUUUGGUCAGGGUGUGAAUAUCUAUGUGAAUAUCUAGAAUGUGUAUAUCUAUGUUGGCUGGGUGUGGUUCCCAACCAAAGGCAGCUGUCGAUCGUUGUCUCUGAUUGGGGAUCAUAUUUAGGUAGCCAUUUUUGCCUACCUAUGUUGUGGGAUUUUGUUUCUGUUUGGCGCGUUUGAUUUUUAGCCUCUUGAACUUCACGUUCUGUUGGAUUUUGUUAUUUUGUCGGUGUUCAUAUAAUAAACGACUAUGUACGCAUACCACGCUGCACCUUGGUCCGAUCCUUUACUCAACGAACGUGACAGCAGCUUAAUUUACAGAACAUUAACUAUUGGGCUAUGUAAUUAUUGAGUUUGAUCUUUGUUGGAAUGUAAAUUAAAUUAAGAUUUUAUAAACAAGCACAAUCAACAAACAACUCCUGAACUUUAAUGAACUGUAAUUGUGUUUACUAAUGUCGCUCAUAAAACAUUCAUAAUCACUGACACCAUAGAUGAUGGAUAUGUAUGAGUUUCAGCUUUCUUUUUGUACCAUACUGGUAAAGAAACCUCCUGGGAGUCUUCUCCUGCAGUGGAUUUGAAGUGUAGAUAUGACAGUGGGGACAAUGGAGUGUCUCUGUGUGUGAUAGAGAGCAAUAAACAUCUGGAUGUUGGUAGCACUCCUCUCUCACUUGAGGCUGAGAAACCUCUGACUGAUCGACCAAGAGUUCAAAAUAUCCACUGAUGAAGAAGAAAAUCUAAUUUGAUGGCAGCAUCUGAUUCUGGUUAUGAUUGCUGUCUGAUUUCUUGGCAGCUGUGCGCUGAGUGGUCUGUCUUUUGAGACACACACACAAACGCACACACAAACACACACACAAAACACACACACGUGGGGAGCAUCUUUGAUCUGGGGGCCGUGUAUAUGCAACACAACACACAUGAUUCAUUAACCAUCAAAAUGUCCUCAAAAACAUUUCACCCUCUGUCUGACAGUACUGUUUUGUUGUGAUCAGAAAAAACAACAACCAAAAGGACAAGAGACAGCAGUAUGGUGGAGGGGAGACUUUAAUUGAACCUGACAGCAUAGUGAAGCUGCAUAGAGAUUAUAUGCUGUAAAUGGGGAGAUAUUUAAUAGCACUACACAUGUACACUUACAAAUGUGUGAACAGAGAUGAUCUGAUGCCAAAAGAUAAUUUCAUCCAUAUGCACAACGAUGCACAACCAUUUCAACAACCAUGGCAUUCCUCUCUACAAACACAGUCCCUCACCGUUCUCUUACAAGACUAGUGGUGGGACGGAUGGGUAGACAGUCACAUGAGAUCCACUCACACACACACACACACACACACACACACACACACACACACACACACACACACACACACACACACACACACACACACUCCUUGCUGUUCAGUGUGGACUGUGUUUACAUUGUUUCCCUGGAUAAACAUUUGCAAGAGAACUCACACACACACACAAACAUACAGGUCUCCUGUAUCGUAUGUCCAUGUAUAUGCAGGCCGGACAUAAAGCUGAGCUGACCUACCAGAGAUAAUCUACAGUGUGUGCGUUCAUGUUUAUGUGUGUCUGUGUCUGUGUGUGAGUAUGCAUGCAUUGAGUUGUUUUGCUGGGAUUUAUACAGUAUAUUGUUCAAUACAAGGCCCUUAUUCAAAAGGUGUCUCGGAGUAUGGGUGCUGAUGUAGGAUCAUCAUAUAUAAUCAUAUUCAUUAUGAUCUAAAAGACAAAACUGAUCCUGUAUCAGCACUUCUACUUUUGAGGCUCUAUUAGUGAGGCUUAUGUGUUUUUUUGUUGAGCAAAACUUUUUGUGGAGGUACUACGCAGCGCACAGACCCCCUCGCGCAGUCGAGAUAAGUCGAGUUUCCUUGUAAGCCUAUUUGGCGGGGAAACUGUGAAGCCAGCUGUAUAGCCUAUUGCAUGUUUCUGUUUAUGAGUCUUUUAUUAAAGAAUGUGAAACAAUGUUGUCUUUUUGCGGCUUUUCAUUGAAUCAUGCAUAGCUGUUCUUUUUGUGGCCUAAUAUAAAUGUGUUCAUAUGGCCAGAAUAUUAUCUAUAGGCUAAAAAAUAUGUAUCUGGUAAAAGGCUGACAUUUGGACGUUUCAAUUAAAAAAAUACUCUUUGUCACAUGACUAUAGAAAUGGAAACAUUGUGAUUUUAGAGAAACAAAGUAACAAUAGCCUAUGAUUAAAGGGUUAGGCUAUACUGGGUUCUCACCAUCAUUAUCAUGAUCCACAUCAUUCCAAUUCAAUCAAGUCACAAUUAUCAGCUUUGGUAUUGACAUCAGUGAGCAGGCUUUCAGAGUGAGGCGAGACACAUGGGUAGGCCUACCAACGGAAAACGUCUGAAAAUGAUUAUCAAUAAGCAAUAGGCAACAGAUCUCUUCACAGCUUCCCAGGUGCUUCACAGCUUCCCCGGGAAACUCAACGUAUUAUAGCCUCACGUGAAUGAAAGCGGAGCGGAGGAAGGAGUUUGCUUCUGCUGCAGUGUUCACCUUAAUAUAUGAUGUGUUGCGGCGGGGCUUCGAGCAGUGAGUAUGGGCCCUGGCUACCAGGCUGACAGCAGAGCCCUCACCUCUGUUCUCUGUGUGUCCACCAGGAGGCGGUGUUCAUGGGAAACGGGGAGCAGUACAUCUGGAAGCCCCCUGAGGACAAUGGCAUUGUCACCUUGCACCCAGCGCCUACACCCCCGGGGGAGAACGGACAAGGAUACAUACCCACAGCCUUGGAG